This is a messenger RNA of Oreochromis niloticus (Nile tilapia), 1310 nucleotides long. RefSeq lists its product as uncharacterized. The coding region runs from base 675 to 1310 and encodes 211 amino acids. The record is from RefSeq and is a predicted model, not a curated record. Lineage: Eukaryota; Metazoa; Chordata; Actinopteri; Cichliformes; Cichlidae. The transcript is spliced from 5 exons.
AGCACACCUACGGCUGAGGGCAUCAGCCUCCGGCAGGGAGUGUAGUUGGGGUAGGUAGGCCGGCCGGGGGGCUGAGAUCUUCCCAGAGAGGUGGAGUCCGAGGCACACACAGACACAAACAUACACCACCCUCAUACACAUAUAUACAAAUAUUCAGCACUCACCCAAUGUGGAGACAAGCAAAAAUGAACACUGUACACACAAUCACACUCCACAAACAUACUCUAAACCCCAAGUCCAUUUCUUUUAGAGGACAAAUGUUUGAUUUUUGGGUGGGGGUAAAUUUCAUGAUACAUGAUCACAUGUCAUAUAUUUUUAUAUGUUUGGCUCCUCCCACGGGAUGGUGAGCAUCUUUCUCUACUUUCUCUGAGAUGUGAGUAUGGAUAUGUGUGUGUUGACUGUUGAGGCAGGUGGAUGCUGCUGAUUGCUGGUUUGAAAGAGUUGAUUGGAUAAUUGGAUUUACAGCAGCUUCUUAAACCCCAGCUCACAGCCACCUCAGCCCUCUCCUUCCCUCCUGUGUACCAAAUAAGGAGCCAGCUUUGAUCCAAAUCAGCUAACUGCGCAUCACCAACUCUUCCUCGUCCUCGCUGUCCAGAAGCAGCAGCGUGAUGAUCUUAACAGGGAAGUGGUGAAGCUGAAGGUGUCACUCUGCUGUCAGUCGUCGUCCCGACAACAUGAAGACUUCAUCUGUGUCUCUGCUCCUCGGUGUGUGUGUGGUGCUGCUGUCUGCACUGACUGUUUCUGCAGUCUCUCUGACCGUCAGUCCAAACCUGCAGCAGUUCUUCACAGGAGCCUCAGUGUCUCUGACAUGUGAAGGUCAGCUGGGCUCUGAUGGAUGGACGGUGAAGAGGGACACAGGAAGUGGGACUGAGUCAUGUGGAGCAGGUGGGCGGGGCUUCGGGAGGAUAAAUGGUGCAUCCUGUUUUUUUGAUGAGUUCAAGCCAGUCAGUGGAGUUUACUGGUGUGAAGGUGAAGCUGGAGAGAAGAGUGAAGAAGUCAACAUCACUGUAUCAGGUAAUGAAGUCAUUCAUUUAAUCAUCAGACUAACAGCUCACUGUUAUACCACCUCUACAUCACUCUGUGUGUCUUUUCUUCAGAGAGGCUUGUACCCUGCCUUCCCCUGCACCCUUUCCAGUUCCCUGAAUGGUGGUCGCUGUCCAGUCAGUCCCAGUUACCUAGAGCAGCUAGGGCUCCGCUUGUCCCUGCAACCAUAUCAGUUCCUCAGCGUGAGGCCAUCCAAGGCCCAGUCCACCUUUGCACCCUGGCUGGUGUCCAACUACUUCCUGUGCCUGUCCCUACUCCUAGGGUGA